AUGUCCGCCGUCUUGCGGAAUCCCUGCGGGGUUCAGCCCCUCCCUGCCCUGCACUCAGGCCUGAUCCAGCUGGAGGGGUUCCUGAGCGGGAUGUGCUGCAGCUGCGAGGCAGUGUACCGUGUGCUGUACUGGGAGAACCCCACUGUCUCUUCACAGUUUUAUGGGGUGCUUUUGUGCUCUGUCUGCAUCCUUUACCUGUUGCCUCUCUGCUGGGUCCUGGCCAUCCUCAACAGUACCCUCUUCCUGGGCAACAGGCAGUUCUACCGAGUGGUAAUAGAGCUCAAGGCCUCGCUCGAGCAGUGGCAGCGCCCGCUCUGCUCCCUCCUCGCCUGCCUCGGCCUCAACGUCCUCCUGCUCACGCUCGGGCAAGCCGCCUGGUUCUCGCUGCUCGCCCUGCUGGUGGUGCUGCCGGCCCUGCUGGGCUACCUGCAGGAGACGUGCCGGGCCCGGCCCUCCGAGCCCGAGCUGGUGCGCAGGAGGUUCUACAGCGUGCGGCGGGAGGACCUGCGCAGGGUGCAGCUCUCCAGGCAGGAGGCCAUCGCCCAGGUCAAGGGCUUCCUGAUCCAGCUGGAGGGGUUCCUGAGCGGGAUGUGCUGCAGCUGCGAGGCAGUGUACCGUGUGCUGUACUGGGAGAACCCCACUGUCUCUUCACAGUUUUAUGGGGUGCUUUUGUGCUCUGUCUGCAUCCUUUACCUGUUGCCUCUCUGCUGGGUCCUGGCCAUCCUCAACAGUACCCUCUUCCUGGGCAACAGGCAGUUCUACCGAGUGGUAAUAGAGCUCAAGGCCUCGCUCGAGCAGUGUGUGGGCACCAAACCCCUCGAGACCACCUGCCAUGGAAGUGUGCACCCACCUUUGGAUGGGGCUUGGGGGUACAACAGAACUAGCUCUGUGCAUCUCUUGCAGGACCUUACCCCUGGCAGUGUGGAGGAGGCAGAGGAGGCAGAGCCUGAUGAAGAGUUCAAGGAUGCUAUUGAGGAGGAUGACGAGAGCUCUCAGUGCUCAGCAGAUUUUGACCUCAGCCUCCCAGACAAUGGUUUUAUGAGCAAAAACGAGGUGAUCCGCAGCAAAGUGUCCCGCCUGACCGAGCGCCUGCGCAAGCGCUACCCCAGCAACAACUUUGGGAGCUGCACGGGCUGUGCAGCCACUUUCUCCGUGCUCAAGAAGCGGCGGAGCUGCAGUAACUGUGGGAACAGCUUCUGCUCCAGGUGUUGCUCCUUCAAAGUCCCCAAGGCUGUAAUGGGAGCCACAGCCCCAGAAGCUCAGAGGGAAACAGUGUUUGUGUGUGCUCUGUGCAACCAGGUGCUCACCAAGUGA
Messenger RNA from Chaetura pelagica (chimney swift), 1314 nucleotides. It is a transcript of the gene ZFYVE27, whose product is annotated as zinc finger, FYVE domain containing 27. Gene Ontology annotation, cellular component: growth cone membrane; endoplasmic reticulum tubular network. Gene Ontology annotation, molecular function: metal ion binding. The transcript has 14 exons. The coding region runs from base 1 to 1314 and encodes 437 amino acids. Gene Ontology annotation, biological process: neurotrophin TRK receptor signaling pathway; positive regulation of axon extension; endoplasmic reticulum tubular network formation. NCBI's taxonomy places the organism in Eukaryota, Metazoa, Chordata, Aves, Apodiformes, Apodidae. The record is from RefSeq and is a predicted model, not a curated record.